CGGAGUUGGGUCGACCGAACGUCUGGCAGCCAAGUCUUCUUGUCGUUUGUGCCUCUGGUAGCCAUACAACAUUUUCUCAGAAAGGGCUGAUGCUGAAUUUGUUGCUGUAGCGAGCAGAUCUGUACAAACGCUCAUUGUUUGGUGACUUUGAGGGAGCCCCCGACCAUCACCAUGUUGAUUCGGACGUCUUCGAAAUUGGUUUUGUUCAUCUGCCCGCUCCUCUAUCUUGCAUGGUUCAUCAGCCGCCGUGUGUCUUCACAGAAUCAUGCCGGACGGCAGCUCCAACACUGGCUGAGGCAAGAAGAGCCUCUUGUUGGGGACAACAACGACGGGCAAGCGGCGUUGGCUGCCAGCAAGGACGUCAUCCACCUGCCUAUACCACCUGGUCCGGUGGUCGAAGUGGACGAUGACGGCAAACCUAUCGUCUACAGCUCGGUAUACAAUGAGCUCUAUUCGCUUACAUCAGCGAAUGGAGAGUACAUCAAGAUUCACUUCGGCGGCAUUGCAGCUUAUAACCCGAGCAUCAUCCCUCAUCCCAGGAAGCACGACCUCUGGAUCAUCAUUGCCUAUCAGGAGGAAAGUCGCAAGCACGACAAUGGCCCACUGACCGAGUUGACCUGCAAUGCGGGCUUUCUGAACGGAGUACUCACUUGCGCGGACAGGCCAGUGGCCGUGCCAUUGACAGUUCACGAACCUCAUUGCAAGGGCGACCUGGCCUAUUUCAAUUUCGCUACUGGCUCCCGUGAUGCCCGAGUAGUGCAUGGCCCGGAUGCACCCUAUAUCUUGUACGGCGCGCACUCCCAGCAGACGUGCCUUGGGGUGUAUAUGCAGGAUCUGCGGACUCUGCUUGUGGACUACGUCGUUGAGUCGGCAAUAUCGACACUGUUUACGGGACCGAAAGAACUGCAGCGGCCACCGCCAGUAAAGGACCUGGAGAAGAAUUUUUUCGUCUUCUGGGACUUUGACAACAAGAUGUAUGUGCACCACGAUAUCUCGCCCAAGCGUGUCUUUGCCCAACUCGAGUUCGACGGCAGCGUUGGGCCGGAUCUUGCACCGAGGGCGGCGACGACCGACGAUGCCUGUAUGGCGAGGUACAUGCCUGUACUAUCAUCCGACCAAGAAUCCAACCAUCAAGCCACGAACUCGCUCUCCAUCACUCUUUGCAAGCGCGCCGAUCCCGCCUGCAAGCCCAAUGCAGAAAACACAUUCAUCAUGCACAUCUUUCACUUCAAGUCCUUCUACGAUUGGCACAGCGUCUAUGAGCCUUACGUCGUGCUUUUCCAGCAACAAGCACCCUUCGCUAUGCACGCCAUUGCUAAAAAGCCCUUAUGGAUUCACGGCCGCGAUGUCCUGACCGAAAUGACGGGUGCCAUCAAGUGGGAGGGCCGGCAGCUACCGCCUGGCCACUCGGAAAUGUUCUACAUCACUAGCAUGAGCUGGAAGGCUCACGGACAGAGAUAUCAUGGUUACAUUGAUGAUGUACUAUUUCUGGCUUUUGGAAUUGAAGACUCAAGACCAGCCGUGAUGGACGUGCUGGCAGGCGAUCUGUUACGCGAUAUGGGCUCCUGUACAGACGUCAAAGGCCCGGCACAGACUGAAAUUUGAAGACCAUCGCGAAAUAUUGCCUUGUCCUCCAUCGCAACUUUUUACCUCGGGCUCUGGCAUCGACGACCACCACAAUCCUCGAGUGAUCCGAGGGGCUAGCGCAAAUCGGAUUGCCUGGGAUCGCAUCUUCAUCAUCACUUUGCCUGUCACGGAUGAAGUUGCCUGUUGUGUUCCUACAUCACGCGCCGAGAUCGCACUUCUGAACCCGUCGAUGUUACCGGAGUCGUGCUUCCAGAAGAAAACGAUCACGGCCGGUUCAAUCUCAGAACCGUGCACGGCGGCAAAGUUUUUCCAUGAAGUUGGGACAACCGAGCAUCUUCCAAGGUGGUCACCCUGGGGCUCGUGCACAAGCUUCUACGCUUUUAAGUGCUACGGGCAGGAUCCCAGGGCUGCUGCCCUAUCACAGCUUCUUACAAAACGAGUCGUUUACAGAGUAAAUGUCAUUGGAUCAGGCAUGUGCUUGGAAGUGGUUUGUCAAAUGCCAUUCCUGCAUCGAAUGGAUUUUGAGGACUACCCAGUGGUGAAGCGGAUAAUUCACAUAGACGACAUUUAUGAUCGUUCAGGACAUUGAACUCAACCAAGACGUAGUCCUGGUCAAUCUCCUGACAGCUGCAGCCAGAGUGAAUCAGAUAUGCUCAACCGGUCAGCUUGGCGCUCCUCCUGGCCCAGGAUUAACUCGGAGGUUUUUGGCUCACAUCAGCAGCGCCUCAGGGCAUUGGAAGCGAACCACAGCGGCGUUCGGGGGCUGAUAAUUACGCCCAACGGGGAAUUGCCUUCUCAGGUCAUGGAUGAUUUAUUGGGGAGAUUUAUAGAAUAACAAUGCAU
Messenger RNA from Exophiala xenobiotica, 2430 nucleotides. RefSeq lists its product as uncharacterized. NCBI's taxonomy places the organism in Eukaryota, Fungi, Ascomycota, Eurotiomycetes, Chaetothyriales, Herpotrichiellaceae. The record is from RefSeq and is a predicted model, not a curated record. The transcript has a single exon. The coding region runs from base 172 to 1605 and encodes 477 amino acids.